Molecule: messenger RNA, 771 nt
Organism: Kazachstania africana CBS 2517
Lineage: Eukaryota; Fungi; Ascomycota; Saccharomycetes; Saccharomycetales; Saccharomycetaceae
Gene: RSM26
Product: mitochondrial 37S ribosomal protein mS42
Exons: 1
Coding region: 1-771 (256 amino acids)
Biological process (GO): superoxide metabolic process
Molecular function (GO): metal ion binding; superoxide dismutase activity
Source: RefSeq, a predicted model, not a curated record
AUGCUAUUACUGAAGCAAUUGACUGGUAGGAGACUUAUACACACAGUGCCAAAAUUACCUAAUAACAGCCAAUUGAGUACAAAAGGCAUACCGAAAAUAUAUUCUUCGAAUGGAUUUAGCAUUGUAUGGAAUAAUUACCAGAAAUACCUAUGUGACAAGCUGACUAUGUACACAUCGGGAACAGCAAACGAAUCAUAUUUCCCGUUCCAUUUGAUCUUGAGAACUGCAAAGAAUCCCUUUGAAAGUCAUAUAUUCAACACAGCUUCUGCAUUGCACAAUAAUCACUUAUUUAUAGAGAAUAUUCUCCCCAGUGAAAAUGAGACAGGAGGACCAUCGACAUUACUGAACUCCCGCUUUAAGGAGUCAUUUGAAAUGGAGUGGGGUCAGGAAUUAAAGGAUAAUAUAGUUAAGCUAAUUGAAGAGAAAAUUAUUGGGCAAGGUUGGUUCUUCAUUAUUGAAAACAGUGAUAAGCAAUUAAACUUCCUUACAGUACAUAACAAUGGUACUCCAUACUAUUUCCCAAGAAAUCAAUCGAUAGAUUUGAGUAAUGCAAUAAGUUUUGAAGAAUUUAACGAUUUACAAACUAUAAAACAGGCUGUAAAGGAAGAUAAAGUUAAAGAUUGGAAUAUCCCAUUAGUGGCUAUUAAUCUAUGGGAUCACGCGUACUUACAUGACUACGGAGUUGAUAAAAGAUCAGAAUAUAUCCAGAACGUGCUGGACAACUUGAAUUGGGAUGUAAUUAAUAACAGAUUAUAUACACAGAUGGAUUAA